Messenger RNA from Rangifer tarandus platyrhynchus (Svalbard reindeer), 339 nucleotides. The record is from the annotation of a GenBank genome assembly. NCBI's taxonomy places the organism in Eukaryota, Metazoa, Chordata, Mammalia, Artiodactyla, Cervidae.
AUGGAGCCUCGUCUUUCCUUUCUCUGCCUUCCUCAGUUUGGUUUCUGUUCACAGGGGCUGCACCUGCUUUCUCCCCGCGGCAGCCCCCGAAUCCGGUUGAAUGUCGGUUCCCUGAUAUCUUCCUUUACUCCGUUUACUCCCUCGGCUCUGUCUCUCCUCCCUGCCCCGCUUCUGGAAUUUUGUCCCUCUAAUCUGGACCUUUUUUCUGCUCCCCAGGCUUGGCCUUCAUUCCGUCUCCACCUUCUGGUCCUUGCUCUGCCACCUCUUGGCUCCUUCUCCUUGGGCUUAGCCCUGCCCUCUUGGCCUCAUCUUGUUUCCUGGGUCCAGCUGUACCCUUAG